AUGGGGCUUUGUGGUAUCAGGGUGCCUCAAAAUCCCACGCUUUCUAUUCCUCAUCAUUUCCAUAACAAUACCCAUAUGAGGAAACCUUUGUGCACUGCCAUUUCAGCUGCGGUAUCUUCGCCUUGUGUUAAGUUGAAGCUAGGCAAGCGGUGGAGGGAGUAUCAAGGGCUUCAUAAUUGGGAGGGCUUGCUAGACCCUCUUGAUGAGAAUCUCCGUAAUGAGAUUCUUCGUUAUGGGCAGUUUGUGGAUGCGGCUUACAAGUCAUUCGACUUCGACCCUUCCUCCCCUACCUACGCUACUUGUCUAUACCCCAAGGCCUCAUUGCUUGACCGCUCUGGCCUUCCUGCCACUGGCUACCGUGUGUCUAAGCAUUUGAGGGCUACCUCUGGAAUUCGGCUCCCGGGGUGGGUCCAUAAGGCUCCCUCUGUAGCUACUAACUCUAGCUGGAUUGGGUAUGUGGCUGUUUGCCAGGACAAGCAGGAAAUCUCCCGGCUUGGACGGCGGGAUGUUGUCAUUGCUUUUAGAGGCACUGCUACUUGCUUGGAGUGGCUUGAGAAUGUCAGAGCCACACUGACUAAGCUUCCCAGUACGGGGUGUGGACCCCACAUGGCGGUUGAAAGUGGGUUCCUUAGUCUUUACACUUCCGGGACGGAUUCGUGUCCAAGCUUGCGCCAAAUGGUACGUGAGGAAAUAUCCCGGCUGCUACAAUCGUAUGGGGACCAGCCUCUUAGCUUAACCAUUACAGGACAUAGCCUGGGUGCCGCACUUGCAACGCUGGCGGCUUAUGAUAUAAAAGAGUACUUCAAACGAGCGCCUAUGGUGACGGUGAUGUCGUUUGGAGGACCGCGCGUGGGGAAUAGUAGCUUCAGGAAGCGAGUGGAGAAGCAAGGGACGAAGGUGUUGCGCAUUGUGAACUCGGAUGAUGUCAUCACCAAAGUGCCUGGCUUUGUGGUGAAGGAGGAGGAGGAGGAGGAGGAGGAGGAGGGAGGGCAUGCGGUGGCAUCCAAAUUGAAGGGCGGCGGAGUGCCGCGGUGGAUUCAGAAAUGCGUGGAGGAUACGCAGUGGGCGUACUCGGAGGUAGGACGAGAGCUGCGGCUGAGUAGCAGAGACUCGCCACACCUUACGGGGAUUAACGCCGCCACGUGUCAUGAUUUGAACACGUACCUUCACUUGGUUGAUGGAUUUGUUAGUUCCAGCUGUCCAUUCAGAGCAACGGCUCGCAGAUUUUUCCUUUCAAACAAAACAAAAUAA
This is a messenger RNA of Cucurbita maxima (winter squash), 1251 nucleotides long. RefSeq names its product phospholipase A(1) DAD1, chloroplastic-like. NCBI's taxonomy places the organism in Eukaryota, Viridiplantae, Streptophyta, Magnoliopsida, Cucurbitales, Cucurbitaceae. Bases 1 to 1251 code for a protein of 416 amino acids. The record is from RefSeq and is a predicted model, not a curated record. Gene Ontology annotation, biological process: lipid metabolic process. Gene Ontology annotation, molecular function: glycerophospholipase activity. The transcript is spliced from 2 exons.